GGUGGUUGCUGAGCGGCUGCAGGAGGAGGAGGAGGAGGAGGAGGAGGAGAAGGAGCAUUAGAAAGUGGGGGGAGACAUGUAAUUUCAGUUUCAUCUGGCCCUGAGCCCUGUCACUGACCAGCCCAGUCCUCCAGCACAGCAGCUCCUCACAGGAAGCCUACAUGAGCCAGGAAGCAGCAGCAGCAGCCUGUAGCUGAGUCCUCGCAGAAGUUGUCAGUGUCAGUGUGUCAGCAUGGCCGGGGGCUCGGUGUCUGAGUGUAAGGAGUACCUAUUCAAAGUGCUGGUCAUCGGGGAGCUAGGCGUCGGGAAGACCAGCAUCAUCAAACGCUACGUGCACCAGCUUUUCUCGCAGCACUACAGGGCGACGAUCGGCGUCGACUUUGCACUCAAAGUCAUCAACUGGGACAGCAAGACUCUGGUCAGGUUACAGCUGUGGGACAUCGCAGGUCAGGAACGAUUCGGGAACAUGACACGAGUGUACUACAAAGAGGCCGUGGGGGCAUUUGUGGUGUUCGAUGUGACGAGGGGCUCUACGUUUGAGGCGGUGUCUAAGUGGAAGCACGACCUGGACAGCAAGGUGAAGCUGGCUAAUGGCAACCCCAUCCCCUCAGUGCUUCUGGCCAAUAAAUGCGACCAGAAGAAAGACAGCUCCAACAGCACAGCCCUAAUGGACAAUUUCUGCAAAGAGACUGGCUUUCUGGGCUGGUUUGAAACCUCAGCCAAGGAAAACAUCAACGUCGAUGAGGCAGCACGUUUCCUGGUAGAGAAUAUCUUGGCUAAUGACAAAGGUUUGCCGUAUGAGGAGAGCAAUGGAGACCGUAUCAAACUGGACCAGGAGGCAGUGGCUGCUGAGAGCAAGUCAGGCUGCUGUUGACACUUGAUCCAUCCAUAUUAGCCAUCCGCCUCCCUUUGGCAAGGUUCAACCCGGGCACCCAGCAUGUGGCUCUCAGCGCUCUACUGCAGCCUCUCUGAGGAAUAUGAAUUAGUGGGUCUUCAAAGCUCUGGGAUCUUCUCCUCUCUGCACUGAUGCCCGUUUGACCUGCACAUCCAAGUUUCUCAUAGUUGUCUUUUGACCAGAAUAGAAGCCCAAUUUUAUCUUGAUGUUGUCGCAACUGUUGUCACUGUCUCUAUCGGACUGUUUCCUUCUUUGUCUCAUACACAGCGUCUUUAUUAUUGUGUUUGUCUCGCUGCUUAUUUUCCUGAUUGUGUAUUCCACCACCAACUAAACUAUGACCCCCACCCAGCUCUCCAUGCUGGGACCACACUGCCCCUCCUGUUGCCCCGACAACCUCUGAAGCCCUGGACUAUGCCAUGCCUGAGAAGGGGGUGCAAACUAAGCAGGAAUUUAAGAAACACAAGCUCAAAAACAACCUGUAACCUCUUAAUUUCUGCCACUUGGUCUUUUUUUAUUUCAGUAUCUUUGUCAUUUAACAUUUAUCUGUGAAACAAGACCCUGUAUUGUUUUCAGAUGGACGUCAAUGACGGCACACUCAUAUUUGGGUUUCCAGCUGCUUUCUAGACUACUGUGUAAAAAGUAAGCAAACAGGCAUCACAGCUACACCUUAUCAAGUGUAACAUAUCUCAUUGUUGUCAUGAACUGUUGUCUUAACGCCAUUUCUUCUCUGACGUUACGUGCCAUUAUACAGUUUUUGUUAUGUUAAUUAGUGGGUACACUUUUUGUUAUUCACUCAAACAUGUACAGACACCACAAAGACGGACAAUACAGUAUUUCAGAAAAAACUCUAACAACGAUACUACGAGACAUUGAGAAAUCUUUGUUUGAUUGUCCACCAGUAUGAAAAUGUAGAUCUGAUUACAGUAUGUAUUUUCUCUUAAAUGUGUUGGGUCAUGCAUGAGGCAACUGGUGAGAUACAUGUAUAAAAACAGAAUCAGACAGAGAAAUACACUCUCUUGUACAUUAAAGUAUUCAGAUGAAAUAUGAA
This is a messenger RNA of Epinephelus lanceolatus (giant grouper), 1943 nucleotides long. It is a transcript of the gene rab32a, whose product is annotated as RAB32a, member RAS oncogene family. Lineage: Eukaryota; Metazoa; Chordata; Actinopteri; Perciformes; Serranidae. Gene Ontology annotation, biological process: endosome to lysosome transport; phagosome-lysosome fusion. The record is from RefSeq and is a predicted model, not a curated record. Gene Ontology annotation, molecular function: GTP binding; GTPase activity. Gene Ontology annotation, cellular component: lysosome; Golgi apparatus; late endosome.